Schizosaccharomyces japonicus yFS275 is the source of this 1189-nucleotide messenger RNA. RefSeq lists its product as hypothetical. Gene Ontology annotation, cellular component: cytoplasm; nucleus; ribonucleoprotein complex. Gene Ontology annotation, biological process: RNA processing; tRNA folding; tRNA processing. The transcript has a single exon. The record is from RefSeq and is a predicted model, not a curated record. NCBI's taxonomy places the organism in Eukaryota, Fungi, Ascomycota, Schizosaccharomycetes, Schizosaccharomycetales, Schizosaccharomycetaceae. The coding region runs from base 72 to 935 and encodes 287 amino acids. Gene Ontology annotation, molecular function: tRNA binding; nucleic acid binding; RNA binding.
CUGAGAAAGUUUUGUGGAUACGAACGAACCUACGCUCUACCAACCACAGAAUCCGUCUGUUGACUAAAAAAAUGUCUUCUGCUGCUGAGACUCCUGCCACCACGGCACCUGCUCCCGAGAAGGUCGCUGAGACUCCCGUUGCUGAGCCUGUUCAGGCGUCUACGGAGUCUGAGGCUUCUAAGACUGAAGCUGCUCCCACCGUUGCUACUCAAGAGGCGGUUCCUCCUUCGGAGGAGGAGCUGGAAAUUUUGAAACAAGUUGAGUUCUAUUUCUCGGACAGUAACUUCCCUCAGGACAAGUUUUUGUGGACGACAGCACAGAAGAACAACGGCUGGGUUCCCAUUGCCGUUAUUGCUGCUUUCAAAAGAAUGAAGCGUUUCCAACCCUUGGAAAAGGUUGUUGGUGCUCUCCGGAAGAGCAAGGAAUUGCUUGAGGUGGAUGAGAAGGGUGAAAAUGUCCGCCGUAAGGUUCCUUUGCUUCCUCCGACCAAAACCGGUGCUGGUCCUAUCUUGGAAAGAAGCGUCUACGCUAAGGGUUUCGGUGAGGAGACAGCUACUACUCAGUUUGAUGUGGAAAAAUUGUUUGAGAGCCAGUCCGAAGCUGUUGCCAGUGUCCGUCUUCGCCGUGCCGACGACAACGCUUUCAAGGGAAGCGUCUUUGUUGAAUUCAAGACGGCUGAUGCUAUGAAUGCCUUUUUAGAGAAGGUUAAGGUGACACCUCUGCAAUGGAACGGUCAAGAUCUUACUAUUAUGAGCAAAAAGGCCUAUGUUGAUAUGAAGGCUGAACAAUACAAGGACGCUCCUCCCAAGCAAGGAAACUUCCGGAGACGCAGACGGUUCGAUGCCUUCAAGCUUAUGGACCAUGGUAAGUCUGGCAACCGUCAGCACCAAAAGCGCAAGCGCAACUUCCACCGUCAAGACAAGGAGAAGAAGUAGACGGAAUCUACUACUUACUUUUUGAAUUUUAUACUCCUGUCCAGGUGUCCAACGGACAUCGGAAAGAAAUGGCUAGUGAGUGAACGGUGUGUAACGUACUGUUCACACUAGCCAAAGAUCGAUCGAUACCUUUGGCAUCGGGGGCUGUUUUACUACUUUUUACAAUUUUUUUAAAUGGGUUUUUGGGGAAUUGUUUAUAACCGGACCGGCUUGCGACUGCUCAUCACUGUAUGCACUUGUCGCUGAUUAAUGAA